AUGUCCUCUACAUACAUAGUUUUACGCUCUGUCGGGACAACACCACCCUGCAAACCAGAGUUAAAGUUGCUAAAUGUAUCAAGUGAUGACAAUGUUGAUGACCCUAUUGAUUUUGUCUCCAAAGAUUUAUUUUCGGUCCUUAUUCCGGAGGAAUAUGUUGGCAUAGGUUUGAAUAGGAUAUAUCACUGUAAUGGCAUCUUUUGCCUAUAUGAUUGUGUUAUGGCUUAUGAUACCAUCACUCUAUUCAAUCCAGCAAUUAAGGAAUCCAAGCGUCUGCCAAAAUCAAAUUUUGCUGGUGCUCUUGAUACUUGGAGAGAAAUCAAUUUUAAUAUUGAAGUUGACGAUUUAUUUUCCUUUUCUACUGAAUACAUCAAUGGAGUUUUCUUUUGGCUUGUUGAGACACCCGAUUACAUGAUUAUUUCUUUUGAUAUGUGCGAUGAGGUAUUUCAUAGCAUAUCGAUACCGGGUGAUCAUCAAUCUGCAUCAUCAAGGCCGAUGCUUGGAUUGUGGAAUGAAUCUCUUGCUGUGAUUUAUACUUUCUAUGCUGAGGAUGAUGAUUCGAUAUUCAGCGAAAUAUGGGCAAUGGACAACUGCUAUGAAAGUGUUAAUGGUUCUUGUUCUUGGAACAAAGUUUAUACUUUUGAGCCUCUAUUGGACUUGAGGGGACUAGGAUCCUUUCGGAACAAUUUGUUUGUCAUAAGAAAUUCAGGGGGCAGUUUGUUCUCUUACAAUUUCCGAAGCCAGAAGUUUAGAGAGAUCGUCAUUGAUAGGUCGAACCAUAUUAUAUAUUGGAGUCUUUCAUAUGUGAAGAGUCUGGUUUCAAUGCAAAUGCAUAACGGAGUUACGUGGAGGGUUGGUCCCCUUAGAUGCAUUGGCAUGUAG
Molecule: messenger RNA, 882 nt
Organism: Morus notabilis
Lineage: Eukaryota; Viridiplantae; Streptophyta; Magnoliopsida; Rosales; Moraceae
Exons: 3
Coding region: 1-882 (293 amino acids)
Source: RefSeq, a predicted model, not a curated record